AUGUCUCCUUUCUGCAUGGACAACAACAUAUUCGACAGCAAUGACCCGAUGGUGGCCUUGAUGACCAGAGCCAUCGGCCACAGUCCCAAUCAACCACCACCACCACAACCACUUCAAUCCACUACUCCUGCAAGCGCAAUGCCAACACCCACACAGGCUUCCCCAGGCACAGGAACAGGACCUGUGACAACAUCAGCGGUCGAGUUCCUGGACGCAGAAGCCGAGACAGCCCUCUUCCUCAACUCGAUGCAUUCCUCUGGCGGGAGCAUCAACUCCCUCCCGUCUUCCCCUCUCCCGUUGGCUUUACCUUGGUCACCCUCUCAGGACAUGAUCUGGAACGAGGAUGAGAUCCUUGUGGGUGGACUUGGGAUUGGAGGGAAUGGAUCCCAGCAGAGUGUUGACAUGACGUUGGCAGAAGAUAUUGGUGCAGAGAUGGUUGAGAUGGGGUUACCGGGAGCAGGACAAGGGAUGGAUGACGGGGUGUUGAUGGAAGAGGAUGAGAUCUUGCCAGUGGUUGUUGUCGAGACGGUUGCUGUGCCGGCGCAGCAGCCUGGUUCGCCGGUUUUGGGGUUUGGGUUGGCCCAGCGGUUACAGCACCAGCACCAGCACCAGCACCAGCACCAACACCAGCACCAGCACCAGCACCAGCAACAACAGCAGCACCACCACCACCACCACCACCAGCAGCAGGGUGGUGUUCGGUUUAAUCUUGGACAGCAGAGCAACAGUGGUAGUGGUGGGAAUAUUAAUAGCCUUAAUAGGAUCAGGAGUUUUGGGAAGGUCGAGAGUCUGACGCCGAGGACGAAUUCUACGGCCGCUUUCAUGGCAACGGCGGCUCUCAGGAAUGAGGCAGAGAAGGGUCGGCCACAACCAUCACCAGCGGCAGCAGGACUAUUGACUCUUCAACGGGGAACUGGGGCUCGAGUUGGAACUGAGGUGGGAGGAGGUGGUGUUGCUCAAGGAGGCGUUGCACAAGGUGGCGCAACAACGGCUGCUGCUGCUGCUGCUGCUGCUGCUGCAGAGGAAGAAAAGCUGGGUGAUAUGGAGGUUGAUGUACCUGAGGGUGCGUCGACUACAACGACAGACUCAGGUCCGGGAUUGGGAUUGGUUCAGGAUGUCCAGUCCACAGGUCUUCGGGAGAACCAGGAUACCGCACAGUCGUCUUCAUCGUUGUUGUCACAACCGGUUACUACCUCGGUACUGGCGCCGGCAUUGGAGCUAAAAACUGCGGAGGCGCCGUCAGAAUCGAUCUCGGGAGCUCAUCCAGUAGUAGCGAUCGGACCAGGAGCUGAGUCAUUGGCAGUACCGGAUACAGAGUCCAUGGCGCAGCCGGUAGCAGCGGAGGCGGAGGUAACAGAAUUGACAACAGUAGGACCAGCAUCAGCUGCAGAACAGCCAGGGACAGAACUGAUGGUAAUAGAUCCAGCGGCGGCCGAGUCGGACAGGACAGAGCACACGACACAGUCAAUAGCAUUGGAUCAGCCAUCUUCGCCACAACCACCAGCGACAGCAACGACAGACGUACCAGACCAAUCCCUUGUUACUGUGAUGACACCAUCAUCACCAUCCACACUACCACCACUUUCAACAACAAAGCCUCCAAAAAGCCGACGACGCCCACCGGUGCCUGUCCAACAUCACCCCAGCUGGCAUUUCGCUCCAGGUUCAGAUAUGGCGUUCCUGUCAGAGAUGAAAGGAUCAGAUGCAGAUCUGAAGCGGUUCCGGAGAGAGCAUGGGUGGUUGGAGGAACGAGUCCGGCGGCCCAAACGCGAUCAUGACUCGGAUCUGUUGUUGGAUAGGGCCCUUGGGUUGACGAGGAUGGUUGUUGUCCCGCCUUUGCUUGCUAAGGGCUAUGGGGAGGAGGUCAAGGAUGGUGAGGAGAAGAAGAUGAAAGAUAAGGAUGGGAAGGUUGUGGUGUCCAGGAGGGAGUCUGUUGAGGCGCAGGGUAGUAAGGACAAGGUUGGAGGUGAGGAUGAGAAAGGCGGGAAAGAUACCACCACCACCACCAACAACAACAGUGCCACCAAGGCCAUCAACACCAAUACCCAGAGCAACAACAGGUACAUCACCCCAGUACGGCUCAGCACCGACUCUCGACUCGCAUUCUCAACCCUCAAGACCAACCUCUAUGCAGAACUCGAGGAACAAACCCGUCUGGAAACAGACCAACGGAUCCUAGAGCAAAUCGUCGAAAGAACCGCUACAAAGCUCUCGACUACUGCACAGCUUCACUCACAGGCAGAAGAGCGAUUACGCGAACUGCAGACAAGGCAACCAGACCAGGAACGGGAGUUGGUAAAGUUGGAGAAGUUGGAGAGGGCUUGUAUGGAGUUACGGGAACGACAGCGACAGCAGGCAGAGGAGGAAAUUCAGCAGUUGGAGGAGACGGUGAGGUUAUUGGAGAGUCAGCAGGAGCUGACGCGGAGGGAAGAUGUGAGAAGGGCUGACAGGCAGCGGUCUGAGAUGGAGCGCAUCGCCUCGGAAGCAUCUUCAACAGAGGCGGCGCAUUAG
Molecule: messenger RNA, 2511 nt
Organism: Linnemannia hyalina
Lineage: Eukaryota; Fungi; Mortierellomycota; Mortierellomycetes; Mortierellales; Mortierellaceae
Source: the annotation of a GenBank genome assembly